This is a messenger RNA of Anneissia japonica, 3915 nucleotides long. RefSeq names its product sorting nexin-4-like. Gene Ontology annotation, molecular function: phosphatidylinositol binding. The record is from RefSeq and is a predicted model, not a curated record. The coding region runs from base 16 to 1302 and encodes 428 amino acids. Gene Ontology annotation, biological process: protein transport. The transcript has 13 exons. NCBI's taxonomy places the organism in Eukaryota, Metazoa, Echinodermata, Crinoidea, Comatulida, Comatulidae.
CGUACGAGAGACAACAUGGCAGAAAGUGUUGAGUCGCCGGAAUACAACCCUGCAAUUAUUGCAGAUAGUGCAGCAGUUCCAGUGACUUCUGACGUUGAUGAGCUUUCGAAAAUUGCAGCCAAGAUUCGACAAGCCAGGCCUCCUAGACCUUGCGUCCAACUCACUAUCCAGGAUGGGACUCUAUUGGAAGCCAUGGAGAUCAACGUCAGCGAGCAGGAGAAGCGCACAACCCAGACCGCCAUGGGUAUGAAGGACGUCUAUACGGUGUACUAUGUAGAAACCAGAGUCAAAGAUGGAACCAGCAAACCACUGGGUGAAGAGGCAACUUCACUGUGGAGGCGUUACAGCGAGUUUGAACUUCUUAGAAAUUACCUUCUUGUGACCUACUCACACGUUGUCAUUCCUCCGCUGCCAGAGAAGCGGGCAACUAUUAUGUGGCAACAGUUGUCGACGGUUGAUAACUUUGAUAGCGAAUUCAUCGAACGGAGACGAACAGGACUUGAGGGAUUCCUCCGCCGGGUGGCCAACCAUCACAAGCUCUGUCAAGACAAGAUAUUCCAUGGUUUCUUACAAGAUGAAAAUGGUUGGAAGUCUUCAGUAAAUGCAUCAGGAUUCCAGGCCAAGAUGACUAUCUUACCAGGAUCUGUUAACGUUAACAAGCAAGAUUCACGGUUAAAGAGCCUUAACGCUGCUUUUCGUCUCAAGAAACCAGACAAGCGUUUUGAAGACCUCAAGAACUAUUGUACCAACUUACAGAAUAAUAUAACAGCACUGCUAAAGUUGAGGGCGUUCUUCAUUAGCUAUAAAGAUUAUAUUGAUGACUUUAUGUCUGAGGAGGAGCUAAUAGCAGACCAACUUAAGGAGUAUGCAAGCUUUGCUGAUGCUGUUAGAUCUGUUUGUAGAAAACAAGAAAUGUUGCAAUAUGAAGUUGAAAGAGCAGAAGAGAAUUUAGCUGCCAAAACCCAACUAAGAGAUCAGUUACAGGGAACAGUACCUACAAAAGCAUUUUCUUGGCGAGGACUCAGUAGCAAAGUGUUCGGUCCAGAAACGGACCAAGUAAAGGAGAUGAAGUUGAGGCAGGUUAAAGAUCAAAUCCAAGAAGCUGAAGAACAGGUGACCAGAACACAAAAGGAGGCAGCGGAAUUUGUAGAGGAAGCACUGAAAGAAAUAGAAAGAUUCAAGAAAACCAAAACAGCAGAUCUUAAAGAAAUCUUCAUCAAUUUCUCAGUUCUGCAAAUUAAAAUUGCAAAAAAGGGUAUUGCAACAUGGAUGAGUACGAAGGAAUGCUUUGAAAAGAUGUAAAUAACUGCAAGAUAAAGAGUAGCAGAGGGGUGUGCUCUGUUGUUGUAUUAGUCUCAGUAAAUUAACAAAAAAAAUGAAUAUAAUAGAAUUCUAUUUUUAGAGUAUUUGAUAUUCUUUAUUUUCAAUGUGUCUUUUUGCAAGGUUUUGAAAUAGUAUUAAACAUCCAGGAUUCGUUUCUUCUGUGAUGUGUAGCUGUCAUAUUUAGUCUUUGGAUGAAUAGUUUGUCAUUGUUCUUCAGCGGUUGGAUUUUUCAGACUUUCUUAGGGAAAAGAAUCAUCUAAACUUCACCUAAAAUAUCAGUGAAUUUUCUUAACUUAUUUAAAGCCGUCACUUCUCUACAGGCAAUUCCUCUCCAAUGUACCCUGCCCUCUGCAACGAUCAUGUAAUUUGGAGUUGAGUAGUUUGGUUUGUUAGGAUGCUUGCCUUCCAAUCCCAGGGUCCUGGGUUCAAUUCCUGUCAGUGUUGCAGGAUUUUUCUCACGACCAAAACAACUCCACUCCCUAAAACUCAUUUAGGUUUAGUUUGUGUAAAGCAUCGUGUGUGUAUGUUUGUCUUGUGAAAGGGAUUGUCACCUACAAACAAGUAGGACAUUGACUGUUGACAAUCCUACAGUAGGUGCAUGUGUGCCUAAGUAAAUAAAAAUGAAAUAAAAUAAAUCGUUUCCAGCUUUUCCCAUGUUUGGCCAUGCCCCUUCACCCAGUGAGAAUGAAGCUCUCCUUAAAAUGGGUGUUCCCUUCCUUCCUUAGGAUUUCUAUUGUGGAGCAUCUCAUAUAAUAUAUUUUGAUAAAUAAGCAGUUUCAUAAAAGCCCACAUUAACUUAUAACAGUUUUCUAAGCUUAGUGUGAUAAAUCAAAACCUUUGACCCCUAAACAGUAUGUGUAUAUCGACAAGUCAAAUAAAUUAAAUCUUAGUAUGGAUUGCAUUAUUUAUGAAUUGCAGGUACAGUAGUAGUGUACUGUAAAUAGAAAAAAAAAGAAGAAAUUACAUUUUUAAUUGACAACUCUAUGGGUGGUAGUUACUGUACAUGAUUGUGUACAUUCUAAAUGGUCCUCCUCAGCCAUUCAUGUACUUGAGGUUCAGGAUGUUGAAAUUUUCAACAGCUGUCAGUGGAAGAAUAAUGACUAAAUUACCACUUUAACAUUAUACUGUACUGAAUAAAAAAUCGUACAUUCAUUUGUUUAGUAUGCCAUCAUACCUGAAAAUUCUGAAACUUUUUAUUGUUAUAGUGCCUGUCCGCUGUGGUAAUGAAGCGUUAAAGUGUCUUUAACACUGUAUGCAAAUAAGCUGUCACCUUGUUUAAUCUGUGCAUGUCUAUGUCAAAUUUCAUGGCAUAUUCCUGUGUCAAAGUUCAGGCCAUAUAAUCAAAUAAUCUAGUCUAUGACAGAGCAUGUAUGGAAUGAAUGUACAGAAAGUAUGUAUGCUUGGUGUAAUAGAUUGUAUGCUUGGUGUAAUAGAUUGGGUUAUUUAUAAGCCUUGACCUUUGACACAUUCAUGCACACUUUAACCUUUUACAAGAGGGCUUACUGGUUUUGUUUUAAGGAACUGCAUUCAUCUAUUGCAAAUGUGUGAUUUUUUAUUUCAGGAGGAAAUUAAACAUUUUAACUUCAUAUUCAAACCUUGAUAUUAUCACAAAUUCAUAUGUAUAUUGUUUAAAGUGUUUAGGUACAAAUACAUGUUGAAUGGAAUGAGUUAGCUAUCGUCAUGCGACGUAAGAGGAGGAGCUUAGGCGCCAUAUAUAGUUCUACAAGUGAGAUGAGUUAAACAAGGUCACGGUGGUCGUUGACUUCAUAAGAGGGUUUGUUAAUCUGUGGAUUAAAUGGAAUUAGUUAUCUAUCGUCAUGUGACAUAAGAGGAGAAGCUUUGACCAAUCUUAGUCCAUGGUCAAUGGCUUUAGAAUGAUUUUGUUAAUAGCCUGAUUAUCCAAUGAUAUGAGUUAACCAUGGCCAUGUGACACUAGCAGAGUGCUUAAACUCAUCAAAAUGCUAAACAGCAUUAAUUUAAUAUAAGGCCAAAAAAAAAGAUGUUUGUUUCCCCUCCUCCACCCACCCCUAACUUACUGGGAAAAAAAUUGGGGGAGGAAAAACAAAAAAACUUUUUUUAGAUUUUUUCUUUACAAAUUAAAACAAAUGUGAGUGAAUUUACCUUUAUUUUUUGCCAGAUGCCCUACAAAUUAGUCUAAAGAUUUUGUCUGAUGUAAGAUAUUGCCAUUCUAGGCAUCUGUGGGUUAUUUUCAUUCCAUCUGGUGAGUUUUCCACUUUCCCCUUUUUGUGAUUUAAAAAAAAAGAAGGGCAAACAAACAAUUUACUUCUUUAGGCCCAAUCAUAUGUCAAUACAUUUAUUGAUCAAACAAUGUAAAUUGAUUGGUUGAUUUUAAUCAUAUGAUACUUAAAGUAAAUUGUGUACACAUUUUCCACCAGUAUACAUAGCCUUGCAGGUCAUUUACAUUAGUAAUUUUUUAUUGUAUUUUGGGGGAACUAGUUUAGUAAGCUUUAUUUUAUUUGCUAUUCGUCCAUAAAUUAUAACAUGUAGUUGAUAUUGGGAUAUUAAAAUAUUAAGAAUAUUUAGUAACAACUCAUUUUGUAUUAGCCUAGUUAUGUAAUUCAUAUAAAAAUA